Molecule: messenger RNA, 2125 nt
Organism: Exophiala oligosperma
Lineage: Eukaryota; Fungi; Ascomycota; Eurotiomycetes; Chaetothyriales; Herpotrichiellaceae
Exons: 2
Coding region: 329-1798 (489 amino acids)
Biological process (GO): chromatin remodeling
Cellular component (GO): Swr1 complex
Molecular function (GO): ATP-dependent H2AZ histone chaperone activity
Source: RefSeq, a predicted model, not a curated record
CCCCCCCCGGUUGAUUGCAUUCUUCGUGCUCCUGGAAAAACUCUGCCGCAAACUGUCCAUACCUUUGCACCCUCUCCAAACACCAACGUCACAAUCGAUUCAUGCAACAUAGUCUCGUCGGUACAUAAUAUCUACCUACCAUCUUCUACGCUGCGGUGCUUCACGAUUUCCAACCAAAGCUCGGACUCACUCUCACGUCCCCAAUACUGCUCAGGGCGCAGUCGAUCUUAAUAUGAAGAAGAAGGCUCCAACUCUUGGUCGACACUUUCUACACACUUGUUUACGGACAUAAUAGAACACACACCUCUUUCCCGAGGGCUUUGCUCUCAUGGAGCCUCCUCCACCUCCGCCGCCGCCGCAUGGCUCCAACCCUCAAGGCGGUGGCAGGUCGGGGGGUCUUCCUGAUGGCAGGUAUGACAUCUUUGUCAUUCCUCCGCAUUCGUCGGGCUCCGGGUUCCUCUACCUACCCUCGUUGCAAACCCAACGGAACAGCUUCCUGGCUGGGGUCUUCUGCACGGCUGCGACGUUCUUCAUCUACACAACUGCAGUGCCGGUCGUCAAAGAAUGGCUUUUCACUACCAUCAACAGUGGCGGUGGUGGUGUGUUCAUGCUCAUAUGUGGUGUGGCAGUGGUUGCGUGGGCAUUUGGCAAAACACAGAGCGAGUGGGCGCAGCCGGCCUCUUCUAGCGGACCAAGUACGUCCUCAGGCCCUGGAGGUUCUGCAGGGCCAGGCUACACAGGUUUCAAUAAUACUAGGGGCUAUGCUCACGCACAACCAGGACCUCAACCGAGUGCACAGUCUCCUCCUCCACCGCCGCCAAACCAUGGAGCGAAUGCUCCUCCACCACAGUCGUCAUGGCAGAGACCAACCCCUCAGGCCAACACAAAGGCGAACACAACAGGUGCCAAGUCCAGCUGGGAGAAGGCGAGAGAGGAAACGAGGAAACGAGAAGAAGAGCGGAAGCGUGCAGAGGACUUAAAGAGGAGGAGAGAAGAGCUCGAAAAGGAGCGACAGAAGCAAAGAGAAAAAGAUACCCUCGAAAGACUCGAACGUGAACGUAGGGAGAAAAAAGAACGUGAAGAUCGAGAACGCCAACAGAAGGAGAAGGAUGCCGCUGCCAAAGCGGCCGUUGAAGCUGCAGAGAAGGAAAACGCACGAAAAGCGGCAGAAGCUGCAGCGAAACGGCCUCCGAUGCCAUCGGCAAGGACAGAGCGCGAAGACGAUGCAUAUUCGUUUCGCCCAUAUGAUCGGCCGAGAAGACCAUACAAGGCCAACUCAGCUGCAUCAAUGUACUCGGAAUCAUCCUAUGCACCAUCAGAAAGUACCGCAAAGACUACUCCUCCAGCAUCGGCACGAGGGCCAUAUUCAACAAAGGACCCCGACAAGAUCAUUAUUAAGGGAGUCUUUUCUUUCAACAACGCUUUCAUGCGGACCCCAAUCUCACAACUCGUAUCGGGACAAGGCAAUGUCACUGAUGGGCUCAUCCUUCGCAUUACUACUGAGGGCUUGUUCAUCGACGAUGAUGUUCGCGGUGUCCCGCAACGUGAAUGGGAUGUGAAGGCUUGGACGAUGAAAUUAGCAGAGAGCUGCGAAUUGGAUGGUAUCCAUGUCCUUCGAGCAAGCAUUCGAGACCAAGAAGGAAAGAAAUAUGUCUUCAUCCUCUCCCAGAGUGAAGGAUGGAAAGUCGCGGUCGGUCUCCAACGUCUGCGAAGGGGCAGCCAGGUACGAGCAUUGGGCGUAGCUGGACUCCCACACAACGAAGCCAAGGCCAUCCUCGAGAAUCUUGGAUAUGCUUAAUCGACCGACCGACCGACCAGGGGCGAAGGACGACUUGAAUUUUUUUUAUUGUUGCCUGCUAAGUGAUACCACCUAAAAGCCUUUGCACAGUCUUGAGCGAGAUCUUGAGUUUUUCAGCAUCGAAGUCGACAUUUAGCGUGGCAUCAGCGACGGAGUUGUGUACAUUCAUUGAUGGUCUUGGUGAUUGGGAUCGACUGGAUUUGCUCUGACCAAAUUCACUAACAGCAUCACCAGCCCAUAUGAGACCCUAGAUACAGUUGGGCGUCUAGUGUCGUCAAUGCGAAUUAAUAACAUAAAAUCCACGAUAAAACCCAGUCCAGUACCAAU